CGGUGACUUGGGGUUCGCGCGGCUGGUGGGGCGCUGGGCGUGCCGCUGCGUCCUCUGUCCUCUCGUCGGGUCGCAGAGGCCCGGAAUGGCUCCGAGGUAGAUGGAGGACCCCGGAGUGAAGGCCUCCAAGCAAACACGGCACAGGAAGGAGGCCCGCAGCUUCCCGCACCCCGGCGUCCCGGCGGUCCCUCCCUGCAGGUUCCGGGGUUCGAGGCCACCCUGGCCUGGCGACCCCCUUCCCCGCUUUGGCUUGUCCACACCCUCCAGUUUAUAUUAGAAAUACUGAAGAGGACUGACCAGUUCUUGCAGUUACAAAUCAUGGCCCUGACCAAGGGUUCAGUGACAUUCAGGGAUGUGGCUGUAGACUUCUCACAGGAAGAAUGGGAAUUCCUGGACUCUGCUCAAAAGGACUUAUAUAGGGAUGUAAUGUGGGAGAAUUAUAGCAACUUCAUCUCACUAGCAGGACCUGCCAUUUCUAAACGAGAUAUGGUUACUGUCUUGGAUGAAGAAGGGAAGGAACCUAGGCUGGUUGUGAAGGAAGGAACCAGGAGAUUGCGGCUUGAUUUGGAGUCCAGGUACAAGGCUGAUACUUUAUCUCCAGAAAAGGACUUCUAUGAAGUUUAUUCAUUGCAAUGGGAGAUGAUGGAAAGAAUUAAAUGCUGCAGCCCCCAAGGCUCGAUUUUCAGAAAUGAUUGGGAAUAUGAAAGUAAGAUUGAGGGAAAGAAACAGCCACAAGAGAGUUACUUUGGGCAGGUAAAGAUUACCUCGGAUAGAAUCAUUACUUACAGAAAGCACAGUUUUCUUGAAUAUCAGAAAGUUCAUAAUGGAGAAAAGUUAUAUGAAUGUAAAGAAUGUAGGAAGACCUUUAUCCGCCGCUCAACACUUAGUCAACACUUGCGAAUCCAUACUGGUGAGAAACCUUACACAUGUAAGGAAUGUGGACAAGCCUUCAGACAGCGUGCACACCUUAUUCGACAUCACAAACUUCACACUGGUGAGAAGCCGUAUGGAUGUAAGGAAUGUGGGAAAGCCUUCACAGUGCUCCAGGAACUUACUCAGCACCAGAGACUUCACACUGGUGAGAAACCUUACGAAUGCAAGGAAUGUGGGAAGGCCUUCAGAGUGCAUCAGCAGCUGGCUCGGCAUCAGAGAAUUCACACUGGGGAGAAACCUUAUGAGUGUAAGGACUGUGGGAAAACCUUUAGGCAGUGUACACACCUUACCCGACACCAAAGACUUCAUACCUCUGAGAAGCUCUAUGAGUGUAAGGAGUGUGGGAAAGCCUUUGUGUGUAGCUCAGACCUUAGAGUACAUCAGAGAAUCCAUUUUGGUGAGAAACCCUAUGCAUGUAAAGAAUGUGGAAAGGCCUUCAGAAUAUGCCAACAGCUUACUGUCCAUCAGAGUAUUCACACUGGGGAGAAGCCCUAUGAGUGUAAGGACUGUGGGAAGACUUUUAGAUUAAGGCAACAGCUUGUUCGCCACCAAAGAAUUCAUACACGUGAAAAACCCUAUGAAUGCAUGGAAUGCUGGAAGACCUUUAGUAGUUACUCACAGCUUAUUUCACACCAGAGCAUUCAUGUUGGUGAGAGACCCUAUGAAUGUGAAGAGUGUGGGAAGUCCUUCAGACUGCUCUCACAACUUACUCAACAUCAGAGUAUUCACACAGUGUGAAGAGGAAAAGCAGAGGCACCUCUACAGCAGACUUAGGAGUCAUGAAGGACAUUCAGCAUGUGGGCAUCCCUGGCUUAAAACUAAGAAGACAUCUGGAAACAGUGGAAGAAGUGUGGUUAUGGACCAAGUGUUAGAUUCCAUGUAGAAUCCGUUCCUUGGGGAUGACCAUGUCAAGGUGGUUGCUGUAUAAACUGUCUGGUGUGUUAGAGAAAUACGUAUUUAUGGAAUGGGAUAUGCUGAUUAGAAUUAAAAUAUUCCAGCCAGCCAGACAUGGUGAGGAGGAAAUACAAUCCUGGCACUCCGAAGGUGGUGGCAAUGAGGAUUGCUGGUGCAAGGCCAGCCUCAGCUACAUGAAAGAGCUGGCACCUAGGUUGGCAAAACACUGAUAAUGACUAAAGUGGAGUGACAUGUUCAUGGGGGGGGGGGUCAUUGUUGUAUUUAUACUUUGGUAUGUGUUUGACACUCAGUAAUAAAAUAUUUAAAGUCAGAA
This is a messenger RNA of Jaculus jaculus (lesser Egyptian jerboa), 2161 nucleotides long. Its product is annotated as zinc finger protein 14 homolog. Gene Ontology annotation, biological process: negative regulation of transcription by RNA polymerase II. The record is from RefSeq and is a predicted model, not a curated record. The coding region runs from base 319 to 1671 and encodes 450 amino acids. NCBI's taxonomy places the organism in Eukaryota, Metazoa, Chordata, Mammalia, Rodentia, Dipodidae. Gene Ontology annotation, molecular function: DNA-binding transcription repressor activity, RNA polymerase II-specific; RNA polymerase II cis-regulatory region sequence-specific DNA binding. The transcript has 6 exons.